AUGUCCUCCUCCCGACGAAACUCUGGCGGUUUCAGGCUGCAAAGCAUGAUCCAAGCGUUGAAUAAAGAUUCCGAAGAGGGACGACAAACGGCAGGGAAACGGGUGGAGUUCGAUACAAAGACGAGUUCAAGUCGGCCAGAAAAGAGGCCAAAGGAAAUCGAAUCAACGAAUCUAUCGCCACAGGAGUCUAGGGCGGAAGGUGCAAUCGAGUCAAAACGCUUGUCUUCGAGUGGGAAAUAUCAGCACUUUGAUCAAGUUGAUAGAAAUCUGGUGUCUGACAGUAGAAAGAUGGAACGGCUCCCAGUGUUCCUAAAUGAGUUCCCCCAAGGCAAGAGUUUGGCAGAUACUGUCGCUUUUUUGAAUCAAGUGAUGAGAGAUGAAGGGCUGGUUGACAAACAUACGCCGAAAGCAAUUAUCAGUUACCGUAGCGGAGACCCGAGUGGAUACUGUGUUUUGGAUAUGGCAACCGCAGAAUGCCAGAAGAAGAUCUGCUGGCUAAAUGCAAUUCCGUGGUCGAACUCUGGCAUCAUCAAGAUUGGACGCAACUGGACUGGGUGCAUUAAACCGCAAUUCGACUCAUGGGCUAUUUACAGGGCACAGGGUGAUGCAACUAGGGUGCGCCUUUUCCUCCGUGACCCACCGACGAAAGCGAAGAAUGAAAUUUUGUCUUUCUUCAACGCAAAGCUAUCUGAGUAUGGCCUUACUCGCCGUGGUGAAUUUGGAGUACUGAGAUACAGAUAUGAAGGUGCAGGGCCCAACCUUGUUGGUGUGUUGGAGGUUGCGAACGCGGAAGUGAGGGACAAAAUAUUUUGCUUGAAUGGGGUUGGGGGAUGGAGAAAGGAUCCUUCCUAUCGCUUUAAUCUCUUCCCUCACAAGCGCUACACGGGUCCACCCCCGAAAUACCAAUGUUUUGGCGACUUUUUGAAGGAUUAUGAAAGCCGGGCUGGAAGGCUGGAUGGACAAUUCUACGAACCUCCUGCUUCCAAUCCGACGCAAUCGUACAAGAGCAAUGAAUAUCAUGAAUACACGGACAGAAGUUCUGAUAACUUUGUUUAUGGAUCGAAUCAUCGUCGCUGCGCUGAUCGAAGUGACGGGCAUUACCACCGCAACGACAAUAGAGAUUGGAACAACAGUGAUAGGGUGCACCAAGCUCCUGGUCCCCAGCCAAACUGUCGUUUUGCAAGCAACGAGCACGAUGAUGGCCAGAUUCAAAUCUCUAGUGAAGAGAUGGAGGGAUCGACUUAUUCUAAUUUGAAUCAUAGCGUCCAGAACUACGAGCAUUAUGGAAAUGACCGACGAAGCUAUGAUGGUCAGAACAGGCCGCUUUCUUUCAACGCAAAUGACCGCCUCCCACUUGACGAGCACAAUGAAAACGACGAACUCAAGAAAAAAAUUGCAGAGCUACAGGAAUCGAACAACAGCUUGACGCAGAACUUGUCUGAAAAAACUCAAGCAGCAAACUAUUUCCAAUCCAUGCUCACCAUAGUCAAGAACGACCUAUCGGAAACACAAGGCCAACUGAAUAGUGUUCACGCAAGCUGGCAAGAACAAACGAUAGAAAUAGAAAGCAAAGAUGCCCAGAUUGCCGAGUUGCAAGGCUGCAUUAAUGAGCUCAACGCAAAGGUUGGAGAGAGGAAACGGGCACUAAGUGCUCAAUCACAAGCUCUAUUGGAUGAAGCAAUGAGGCGACAAGCAGCUAGUGCAAUCUUGGAUCAGUAUCAAAUCGACAAUAUGAAACAACAGGCCAGGCUCGAUGCUGCAAUUGCGGCAUUGAAAUCAACAGGUCCAAAGAAGGAGGAACAGAAUGAUAGUGGUCACAGUAGUGGAUCGGUCUAA
Messenger RNA from Cylindrotheca closterium, 1836 nucleotides. Lineage: Eukaryota; Bacillariophyta; Bacillariophyceae; Bacillariales; Bacillariaceae. The record is from the annotation of a GenBank genome assembly.